AUGCGCGGCAUAUCGAACCUGGUCGUCUAUGGGCUUCACAUCACGGCCAUUGAGCUGACGCUGCGGUGGAAUCAGUUCGACAAUGUCGACGGAGUAAACACCAGCGCGCAGACGAUUCCGCUUCUUGUCAGCCUCGGCAUCUUGCUGCGCCUUGUUGUAUCGCACUACGCAAGGACCGUUGGUGGCAGCACCGAUGGACAAUCUGCCAGCGUUGAAGAUGGGCCUCAGCCUGCCGAACCAGAAGACCCUAGAGGCUGCAGAUGUCAGCGAGCUCCAGCUCCAGCUCCAGCUCCAGCUCCAGCUCCAGCUGCAGGUAGAACUCCAUAUAGACCUUACCAAGCUCAAACAGCAGCAGCAGCCACGACAGCUCCUAUCCCAGAACUAGAGGUCCUCAGCGAAUAUGUGGCCGGGAUGGACAUGGACGACGUGAGCGAGUAUUUCGCCCGUGGCUCAGACCGUUAUUGGCUGGCCAGGAUGGCGAUCCAGAACCGUGAGACGGCAGAGCGGGCCGCAGCAAUGGAGCGGCAGCGAGCGCGAGGGACGAUGCCUCGACCGGCGAGAGCGCAUGCUCGCGGCGUGCUAUAA
This is a messenger RNA of Trichoderma asperellum CBS 433.97, 585 nucleotides long. RefSeq lists its product as uncharacterized. The record is from RefSeq and is a predicted model, not a curated record. Lineage: Eukaryota; Fungi; Ascomycota; Sordariomycetes; Hypocreales; Hypocreaceae.